This is a messenger RNA of Oppiella nova, 393 nucleotides long. The record is from the annotation of a GenBank genome assembly. NCBI's taxonomy places the organism in Eukaryota, Metazoa, Arthropoda, Arachnida, Sarcoptiformes, Oppiidae.
AUGAGUACUGACAGCGAUUUGAAAUCAACAAUCAUUGGCGUAACGGAGCGCCUGAUUGCGGCCAUUAAUGCCGCAGAUUAUGCCGCCUAUACUAAGAUGGUUGACCCCAAUCUCACAUCAUUUGAACCCGAGGCGGUCGAUACUCUUAUCAUAGUGUUGACAAAAGACACGGCACCUAAAAGGACUUCACUAUUGUCACCAGUAGUACACAAAUUGGGAACAGACAGCGCUGUCAUUGCAUACAUCAGACUGAACCAAUUUGUCGAUAAGAACGGAAAUGUUGUGACCACUCGAGGGGAAGAGACUCGGGUUUGGCAUAAAAAAGAUGGUAAAUGGCAGUUGGUUCACUUCCAUCGCUCAGACGUUCCCAGCAAUUAUCUGAUUGAGAAGUAG